GUCUCUGUAACCUGCACCAUAACAGCCAUGGACUCACAGUGGAGAGAGAAAAAACUAUACCCAGCUCUGGGCAUUCUCACCAUUCUCUUUCUUCUUUACCUCAACUUCAGUGACCACCUCAACUUUUCUUUUCCUAUCGUUUUGUGGCUGCCCAGGAUGAGUUUUGUCGGGGUCAACCACACCAGAUUCGUGCUCUUGGAUGACAAUAAAGAGAUAUUGAAGGAUUUUUAUGUUAAUGGGUGGAAUUCGUAUUGGUUAAUGGAGGAGAGCGUGUGGGGUCCAUCGAGGAAGAGGGUGAAGGAGAUGAUGAAGAGAGGGGAUGAAAUGGGGUUGAGUGUUUGCAGGACUUGGGCUUUCAGUGAUGGUGAUGGGCCCAAUGCUCUGCAGAGUUCACCUGGUGUCUUCAAUGAGAGGGUCUUUCGGGGGUUAGAUUAUGUAAUAGUUGAAGCGCGGAAACAUAGGAUAAGAUUAAUCUUUAGUCUUGUAAAUAAUCUGAAUGCAUUUGGUGGGAAAUCUCAGUAUGUGAGGUGGGCAAAAGAAGCCGGUUUCAAUGUCUCUUCCUCGAGUGAUUCAUUUUUUUCACACCCUAUUAUCAAAGAUUACUACAAGGCGUAUGUCAAGGCCAUUGUAACAAGAAAGAACUCUUUAAGUGGAAUUAAAUAUUCUGAGGAACCAGCUAUAUUUGCUUGGGAACUCAUGAAUGAGCCCCGGUGUGAAUCCAGUUCAUCUGCUCCUGCUCUUCAGGCUUGGAUCACAGAGAUGGCUGCUUUUGUUAAAAGUUUGGACCAGAAACAUCUUGUGACUAUCGGACUUGAAGGGUUUUAUGGCAUGAAAACAACUGAAAAAUCUGGAGUUAAUCCUGGGGAAUGGGCUGCAUCGCUUGGAUCAGACUUCAUACAAAACUCAGAAAUUGACAACAUAGACUUUGCUUCGGUUCAUGCCUAUCCACAUAGCUGGAUUUCACGUGCAGAUUUAGAAACAAAAAUGGAUUUUCUUUCUCAUUGGGUGGACGCUCAUAUAAGUGACGGACUGCACCUUUUGAAGAAACCAGUCCUUUUCACAGAAGUUGGCUUCCCUUUGGGUAUGAAGAGUAAAGGAGUAUAUGAUAGAGAUGUUCUGUUGAAAAUGGUCUAUGAUAAAAUGUCCGAGUCUGCAAAGAAGAGGGAAGCCGGUGCAGGAGCCUUAGUUUGGCAAUUACUGGUUGAAGGAGUGGAAAGAUAUGGUGAUCGUUUUUCUUUUGUAGCGUGGAAGCAUCCCACGACCUAUAAACUGAUUGUUAAGCAAUCAUGCAGGCUGCACAAUAUUUCCUUUCAAGGCCAGGAAAAUAGGAAACGUCCACAUAUGGAUCCAUGCUUUGAUAAGGUCUAUUGAAAACGCUUAUUGAGUAGUCAAAAUUGAAUUGAAUGUGCUGAGAAGGUUUACAUGGGAACGAGAAGGGGAAAAGAAGAAGAGAGAAGCAAGAAAGGGUGAAGGUAAAAUAGUCAUACAUAUACAAAUUUGUGGGAUAUCAAAUUUUUUCAUACUGUUUGAAGAUUUGUGGUUAAAGUAUUUCUGAAGAUGAUGCCAAUUGGCUUUGUACAAGCAACCAAGCCUCUCUGUUGAAUUGUCUAUACAUGUGAUGUGCUUAUUUGUACAUGUUAUAUGCUGUAGCAAGAGACUGUAACCAUCGCUCGAUUUUGAGAUCAUUGAGCAGUUCAUAUUUUUUGAU
Ilex paraguariensis (yerba mate) is the source of this 1708-nucleotide messenger RNA. The record is from the annotation of a GenBank genome assembly. Lineage: Eukaryota; Viridiplantae; Streptophyta; Magnoliopsida; Aquifoliales; Aquifoliaceae.